AGUCUGCUCGUGCGUUGGCCUUUUGUUGGCGAGACUAUUGUGCAUACGGCUUUAUGUUUUGACCUUUCUUGUGUCAUCCUAACCUUACGACAAAUGUUUCUGAAUGUUUAUUUCCAUUUCCAUAAUACAAGGUCAUGAUAUAAUUGCUUUUCUUUAUUUCAACAAGAAAACUGACAAUUAAAUUAAAAGUGAGAGUAAUGAAAAUUUGGUACUUUUAAUUAAGCGCAGGAAAUUUGGAAAGUCAGUUCAUAUUAUUAUUAAUGAAAGGAGGACAAAAGAGAAAGUUUUUUCUAAACGUAAAGAAUUCCAUAUGAAUAUAUUUUGUAAAGCAUUCAGUCAAAAGGGUUCGCUCAAAGAAAAAAGAAGAAAUUAAUUUUGUUUCAAAAUGUUUUCAAAUAGUUUCCAUACAAUUUUAAGAAAACCCCGUUUCUCUUAUUUUUUGCUGAACAAGUGUCAAUCGCAAGUUAAUUCUAAAUCACAAUUCGAAAGAAAACAUGAAGCGGACUUAAGAUUAAGAAAAGAAUUUAGUACAAAGGCAGCAACUAGUCAAAAACCAGAUUGGAACCGAGCUGUUUCUGAAGCAGAGAAAAUUGUUGGUUAUCCUACUUCUUUUAUGAGUUUGCGUUGGCUUCUCAGUGACGAGAUUGCAAAUGUUGCUCUUCAUUUACGAAAAUUAGUUGGUUCCAAUCAUCCACUUCUGAAGACUGCUAAAAGCUUAAUUUAUAAUGGACGCAAUAUGCAAGCAUGGGGACUUAUCGUUCUUUUGAUAUCAAAAGCAGCUGGACACCUUAAUGUAGAUGACAUGGAAGAGGAUAAAGCAGCGGGUGUUUUACAUAGCCAACGUGCUUUAGCUGAAGUUACGGAAAUGAUACGAACCAGUCAUCUGGUCCAUAAAGGUCUGGUAAACAUUCAACAUGGAGUUUAUCCUGAAGCUGCGGAGAUGAAUGAUAUGACUUUCGGAAAUAAAAUUGCGUUAUUAAGUGGUGAUUAUUUAUUAGGCAACAGUUGUGCAGAACUAGCAGCUUUAAGAAAUCAAGAUUUAGUAGAGUUAAUGUCAAGUGCAGUACGCGACUUAGCAGAGGCCGAGUUUGUUGGUCGUCGCGACAGUCAAAAUCACCCAUUACCAUCCCUUCCAUCUGCAAAUGAAUCGAAUUAUGCUGUAAACGAAUGGACUCACCGGAAUGUUUUAAGUGCUGGUUCUCUUCUAGGAAAAUCAUGUCAGGGAACUUUGAAACUUGCAGGACAUGAUGUGGAUAUGCAGCACCAAGGAUUUAAAUUUGGAAAACAUUUAGCUCUCGCUUGGCAGGCUUGUUUGGACUUAGGUCCAUUCAUCAGCAAAGAUCCAACUCUUCCUUUUAGUUUGUGUUCUGCCCCUGUGAUGUUUCACAUUGAAUACGACCAAAGCAUUCUGGAAGAAAUAAAUAAAGGCCUUGAUUCUGUACAAAAUGUAGAUUAUAUGAAGAUAUAUGAUAUGGUUAUUGACGGGCCUGGAAUAGAACUGUCGAAACAGUUGCAAAAAGAACAUUCUCUUAGAGCAAUGGAAGUUCUAAAUGUAUUUCAGGAGAGCGAUGCCAGGACAGCUUUAUCAAACAUUAUUGCUGCAAUGAGAGACUUUUAAUUAAGUUUAUUUUUUGUACAGUAUAGGCUGAUAAUGAGGCUGAUAAUUCAGUAAUGUUGUGUUUUUGAGAGAUUUUAUUUUCUAACUUACUGUUUUCUUAGAAUACCAUAAUAAGAUAGAAACUUAUUUUUCUGAUAUUUAUAAUAGCAUUUUUUAUGCUUAUCGAAUUUUUAAAUUCAAUUGUUACAUUGGUGUUGCAUGAAUGGUGUAUGUCUUUCAUUUCACAAUGUUAAAAAUGUUAUAGUAAUUAAAAAUUUAAUUUUUUUAAUUUUGUACUCUUUUAACACUUUUUAUCUGAAAAAAUGGUUAAUAAUGAUGAUGAUUAUUAUUGUUGCUAA
Leptopilina heterotoma is the source of this 1956-nucleotide messenger RNA. It is a transcript of the gene Pdss2, whose product is annotated as all trans-polyprenyl-diphosphate synthase PDSS2. The coding region runs from base 386 to 1618 and encodes 410 amino acids. Gene Ontology annotation, biological process: isoprenoid biosynthetic process; ubiquinone biosynthetic process. Lineage: Eukaryota; Metazoa; Arthropoda; Insecta; Hymenoptera; Figitidae. The record is from RefSeq and is a predicted model, not a curated record. Gene Ontology annotation, cellular component: mitochondrion; transferase complex. Gene Ontology annotation, molecular function: prenyltransferase activity. The transcript is spliced from 7 exons.